Messenger RNA from Phycomyces blakesleeanus NRRL 1555(-), 1305 nucleotides. RefSeq lists its product as hypothetical. Gene Ontology annotation, biological process: translation; nuclear-transcribed mRNA catabolic process, deadenylation-dependent decay; translational termination. The annotation marks the transcript as partial. The record is from RefSeq and is a predicted model, not a curated record. Gene Ontology annotation, molecular function: GTPase activity; GTP binding; translation release factor activity. Lineage: Eukaryota; Fungi; Mucoromycota; Mucoromycetes; Mucorales; Phycomycetaceae. Gene Ontology annotation, cellular component: translation release factor complex. The transcript is spliced from 5 exons.
AAGGAGCAUCUUAACGUCGUCUUCAUGGGUCACGUUGAUGCUGGAAAGUCUACCAUGGGUGGUAACAUCCUUUUCUUGACUGGUAUGGUCGACAAGCGUACUAUGGAGAAGUAUGAGAAGGAAGCAAAGGAAGCCGGUAGAGAGUCCUGGUAUUUGUCUUGGGCAUUGGACACUAAUGUAGAAGAGAGAGCCAAGGGUAAGACUGUUGAGUGCGGCAGAGCUUACUUUGAGACCGACAAGCGUCGUUACACUAUUCUUGACGCUCCUGGCCAUAAGAACUUUGUCCCAAGUAUGAUCAGUGGUGCUUCUCAAGCUGAUGUUGGUGUGCUCGUCAUCUCUGCCCGUAAGGGUGAAUUUGAGACUGGUUUCGAGCGUGGAGGCCAAACCCGUGAACAUACCAUGUUGGCCAAGACUUCAGGUGUCAACAAGAUGAUUAUUGCUAUCAACAAGAUGGAUGAUCCCACUGUCCAGUGGGACAAGGCUCGUUAUGAUGAGAUUCUUUCCAAGCUCACACCUUUCCUCAAGCAGACUGGUUUCAACCCCAAGACUGACAUUGCUUUCAUGCCUGUUUCCGGUUUCACUGGUGCUAACAUUAAGGACCGUAGCAGUGAAUGCACCUGGUACAGCGGACCCUCUCUACUCGAGUAUCUGGAUGACAUGAAGACUCUUGACAGAAAGCUCAAUGCUCCUCUGAUGGUUCCUAUUGCCGAAAAGUAUAAGGAUAUGGGUACCAUUAUCGUUGGUAAGAUCGAGUCUGGUAGCGUCAGAAAGGGACAGAAUGUGUUGCUGAUGCCCAACAAGCGUGUUACUGAAGUGACUGCUAUCUACAAUGAGACUGAAGAUGAAGUCGACCAUGCCAUCUGUGGUGAUAAUAUCCGUAUGCGCCUCAAGGGUGUCGAAGAAGAUGAAGUCUCUCCAGGUUUCAUGCUUUGUGACAAGAAGAAGCCUGUUAAGACUACAACUGUAUUCGAGGCUCAACUCGCUAUUCUUGACCAUAAGAACAUUAUCUGCGCUGGUUACACCGCUGUGCUUCAUCUCCAUGCCUCAGUCGAAGAAAUCACUUUGACAUCCCUUCUUCACUUGAUUGACAAGAAAACCGGCAGAAAGUCCAAGCGUCCCCCUCAGUUUGUCAAGAUGGGACAAAAGGUUAUUGCUCGUGUCGAGACUGCCGCACCCAUGUGUAUUGAGACCUUUGAAGAUUAUCCUCAGCUUGGUCGCUUCACUUUGCGUGACGAGGGUAAGACCAUUGCUAUUGGUCGUGUUGUAAAGGUCUUGGAGUCCGAGACUGCUGAACAAGAAAAAUAA